AAGUGGCGCUGACGGCAGCAGCAGCAGCAGCAGCAGCGGGCCGGGCCGCUCUGGAGGCGCCACGGUUUGAGCUGCCGUUGUCGCCGACCUCUCUUCCCUGCCUCCCGCGGCUCCGGUUAUCCCGGUUGUUAUCCCGGCCGCCGAGCUCCGGGAUGUCGUUCGUGAAGGGGAGUCGUCCCUGCGGACCCCGGGCAGGUGGAAGGAAAGCGGUGAAGGUUAAAAGGAAGAAACCUUCCCUGAGGCAGGAAUGGGAUAGUACCGUGAGCGAUUUGUCGGUGCACCGGGCCACUCCUGAAGACCUGGUGCGUCGUCAUGAGCUGCACAAAUCGAGGAAUAGAGCUCUGGUCCAUUGGGAACUCCAAGAGAAAGCUUUGAAGAGGAAGCAGAGGAAGCAGAAGCAGGACACCCCUGAUCUUGGGAAUAGAAGAUUGGUGCUCAUGAGAGAGAUUCUGUCUGACCAGUAUCAGAUGCAUGAGGUGUUGGAAAGAUCCGACCAGGCGAUGGCCGUGGCGAAAAACCUCUUUGGGGAUGCUCCUCGCCGGCGAACAGGGUUUCCGAAUGUAACAAUGGCCCCUGCCUGUUUGGGGAACCCCCACCCGUCCAACCUGAAUGAGGCUGCUGGGAACUCUCAGGCAGCCAGCGGAGGAGGCGUCCAAGGAGAUGAUGAGGGAACCAUCGUCAGCUUUGGCGAGGGGAGCGAGAGUGAGCAGGACGGGUCUCUCAGCUUCCAGUCCAGUGCCAACGCAGCCCGGCUUCUCCGCCACCUGAAGGAAGAGAAUUCUGCAUUUGUCUCCCAGCUGUGGAGAGAUGCGCAGCUGAAAAAUGAGAGCCGGUCCCCUGCAGCAGCAGACGCAGCAGCUACGCCCUCUGCAGCUGCCUGUCCGUCCCUGGAGCGGACAGCAGCUCUGAAUGGUACCAACGUGGUCCAGAGGGUCCGGUCCAGGCUGCAGGUUGAAGAACCAGCACAGAGUCCAGACUCAGCCAGCGUGGUUAGACGUGUUCUGAACCUGAAUCCCAGGAAGCAGAAAAAGACAUCAGUGCAAGGGAAAAGGAAUCCAGGUUCGCAUGCUCCUUCCAAGCAGAAGUCAGAUUCCCCUUCCUGGAGGCCGUUGUCCUGCGACCCCUCGAGUGGUCCCCCGCAUGGCCCAGAUGUCCUGAAACUCCUGACCCAGGAGGUGCAACGGGAGAUGGAAGACUAUGAGCGGCUGACGGGGCGGGAGGUCCAGGCCGGGCCGGAGAGUCACGGCCUGAGUGGCUUCACCCUGUCACUGGUCAGCGCGCUCUGUCGGCUUGUGCGCUACCUCAAGGAGAGCGAGAUCCGGCUGCAGGAGGAAGUCGAGUCUCGGCGGCGGCUGGAAGGAACGCUGAAAAGUCACCGUGAACUGAUCGACGCCCUGUCGGCCGAACUCCUCCUCCUCCGAGAGGAGAGUGCCACUCUGCAGGUGAGACUGCCGCAGCCCACAGCCAUGGCGGAAAAACGGCUUCCUUCUCUCACAAGAGCCAGUGAAGACCUUGCUGGAGCGGGCUCUGGUAGAGGACCCUGCCCAGUGCCAGGAAGGGUUGCGGGACUGGAAAGCACAGAGCCCAGGCCAGAGGCACUGGCUUCACUCCCUGGCGCCUCCGAACCCAUGGUAUUCAGAGGAGAGGGGCGGCUCGAACUGGCACAGAGAGAGCCACCCACCCACCCGCCUCAGUGGCCUAACUCUGAUGAGAGCAUCGGCCCGACCAGCCAACUGCUGACAGCACACAUGUGUGAGCCGGCAGUCAUGUUGACUCCACCCAGGCAGAGCGGCGGCCUGGAGUUCUCACCACCGUGGGAUGUGCAGAGGGGGAACACCCCAGCCCACCCCACCUUGUGGAACCCUCCGACAGCAGAAUCAGCGGGGCCAACCCGGGACGAGAGGAUGCCACCCAGCGAGAUUGAAACCCAGCACUUGAGUGAGGGGAGUCGCGUUUACCCAACACAGAGUGGGCAGGCUUCAUUUGGGAAGGGAGGCCCCGAGCGCCCACCCCAUUCUCCUUUAAUCAGUCCAUCCCAAAGCCAUCGCGGGCCCCAUUUCCGGCCGCAGCCACCAGGAGAGCCAGGGCUCACUGGAAGCACCCCGGUGUCGAGGAUCGGACCGCUGCCUCAAGCAGUUGGGGAUGUCUUGCAGAGCCAAGAUUUGGUGGAUCGAAUUGCGGAGCUCACGCUGCAGAACUCUGCCCUGAGAGCCCAGCUGGGCCAGUGGCGGGGUCCCUGCGGGGAGCCGGGGAACAGUGCCCGGGAACCAGUCACGGUGGAGAGCGCUGUUGGCAACGGUGAGUCCAGGGCAGCUGCCACCCUGGAGGAGCGGAUAGCAGAACUGAACCGGCAGAGCACGGAGGCUCGGGGGAAACUGCUGCGGCUCAUAGAACAGCAGAGAUUGGGUCCGCUGAGCCCUGGCCCUUCGCUGGGGGAUGUUCCCCUCCCCUCCCCCCUCGUGGCUUGGACUGCUGGGGGAAAGAGGACUAUUGAGGUGUGCAUUCCAGGGAUGGAAAGUGCAGAGACCUCAGCGGGAGAGACCCCUUCUCCAGGCAGCGGAACAACGGCAAGGAGAGUGUCGAGAGCUCCCAGUAGUGCCUGCUCCUCAGCGAGCCCCCUCUCAGGGACCGGGAAAUUUACUCCUUGGACACCAAAGACAAAGCAGGUCGGGAAGCCAAAAGAAGAAGGCUGGUUCGCCCUCUCUACCCAUGUGACCUAGCCAAGCCUCAGUGGCCCCACCUGCUUCUGCGGCUCCUGCAUCUGGACACUUUCCCAGCCCAGAACUCGCACCCUCCUGAAUAUUGACCGAUUUCUCUCAGGAACACCCCCAACCCAGGGAUACUCCUGGGGCCCCCGAGUUAAGUAUUUCUCACACCUACAUUUCUUUAAACUCUUCUUCAAAUGGCACACCCCCUCAGAGUUUGAAGCGGCAGUCACUGAAAUUUCCUAAUAGUCACUCCACAGCUCACUUCCCCUUGAGGACGCUUCUAACUAAACCAAGGGUACUAGCAAUGGUGUGUUACAGUUAGCAUUUGAGGCCCACUGAGGGGCAGGCAGGAUUCCUAGCCUAGGGGUUGCGAACACUGAGGUGUCUCUAGUUAUGGCUGCUUUCUCAUGCUGGGAAUCAAAUGGCUUCUUUCCAGCCAAGUCCUUACUGAUCUGUUACCACCUCGGGAUCCUAUUCUUGCUAGCUCGGAGGUUGCUGUAGCACAUCGGUCCCCUCCCGCUUCCUGAAGCUGGGAAAAGGGCACUUUUUGGAUCUGAAUUGUCAAUGUUAUUUGUCCUGCGAGUGAGAGGGGCUUUUUUUUUUCGGUACAUGUUAGCUGGUUUUUAAAUGGGAUUUCAUCUUCACGGAAUGGUAAAUAAUGGAGUUUAAAUAAAAUUUUUUAAAGUAUC
This is a messenger RNA of Ornithorhynchus anatinus (platypus), 3397 nucleotides long. RefSeq names its product spindle and centriole associated protein 1 (gene SPICE1). Lineage: Eukaryota; Metazoa; Chordata; Mammalia; Monotremata; Ornithorhynchidae. The coding region runs from base 153 to 2720 and encodes 855 amino acids. Gene Ontology annotation, biological process: metaphase chromosome alignment; regulation of centriole replication; mitotic spindle assembly. The transcript is spliced from 18 exons. Gene Ontology annotation, cellular component: spindle; centrosome; centriole. The record is from RefSeq and is a predicted model, not a curated record.